AGCAGCAGGCUGCAGAGGGGAGAAACAAGUCUGCGACACCUGCAAACAAACUCCCAACCGACUCCCUCCUGGAGCGAGGAGACGGGUGAAGCUGAGAGACCAAAGCAAACCGGAAUCAGGGGAGAGAAAAAUGUUUUUUUAGUCAUUAAGUAAGAGACUCGAGCAACAGAGAAAGUUUAGUGUCGCGCUAUACCCUUCAUCUGAGUUCACGGCGGAUCGGACCGAGUGUGGAGAGCUGAGAGAGAGAGAGAGAGAGAGAGGGAGAGAGAGAGGGAGAGAGACGACAUCAGGCUGUGGCUCUCCAGGCUCUGGUGGAUGGGGAGAAAAUGGAGGUGAACAGAAGAGAGGCGCCUCUGUAUGGACAAGUGGAGGCCAAUGUCAGGUUACAAGCCAGCGCUCCUGAUGGUGCAGAGUUUUACGUUGUUGUACAAGGUUCAAGACUUACACAUGUGACCACAGCAAAAAGAAGAGAUGAUGGGCUGACCCUUUGCUUCACAGUUCCCGGCCAUGACCUUGUGGAAGUUGUCUGUGUCACAUCCUACUUUUAUUCAGAGGACCAAGUGAAGCCAUGCGAGGGUGAAGCAUCUCUUGAAUACUUCAGGGACGUUGCCCAGGAAGCAGCAGAGUAUCUGAGUGCACACAAAGACCAGCUCAGCCCCCAGAGCUACCUAGAAGUCCUGAAGAGGUUUCCUGCGUGGGCAGAUGCUGCUGAUGAGGAGUUCCCUGCCGGAGGGUUAGAGCGUGAUGAGGAGGAUGUGCGAUUCAGAGAAUGUAGAGGCGAUGAAUCUGGUCUCAGGCAUCUGGAUGAGAAGAUCACGCAGGCUAUGGCCAACAUAGAUUACCCUCAGCAGUGGAAAAACAGUCAGCCAAGGGAAGCUGCUGAGCUUCAGCCCAAAGAAACCCUGCUUCACCUGGCGGUGCGUUUGGGUUUGGUCCAUCUCUCCCGUUUCUUAAUUCACCAACCGAGAGGUCAAAGGGCACUGACCUCACCCAAUCAGGAAGGAGACACACCCCUCCAGCUGGCUCAGAGGGACGGACAACAUGCCAUGUUCAGGGUGCUGGCAGCUCCUCCAGGUCCUGUGGUCGGCCCUGCCCCAGGGGUGUGUAGCUUGUGGUCCGACAGCUCCAGCAUGCUGAGGUUUUGUCCCGGGACAAAUUCUCUGACCCUGACUGUGCGACAGGCUCCCUGCAGCUGCCCUCAGGACGGCAUCAUGGUCCUACGAGACAGACUGGCAGACCACAGCAUCCUCAAACUGAUCAAUAUGCUCAGAGCUGAUACUGAAGUAGACAAGAGAAGCAAAGAUGAAGUCCCUUCUAAUAAUGAAGGCGUUAGCAAGGAGCUCCGAGUGGAAGGGCACGUGCGGGUGGACAAUGUUUUUGAAGAACAGCUCGUCCUCUCAUUGGACGACGACGAUGAUGAAGAGGAGUACCCAUCCUUAUCAUCUGUAAAUGGGCAUCCCAUGAAGUCCAGUGGCGUGGAGAGCCAGUUCACCCAGCGUGCUCCAGACCCUCUGCUCUCCAUGAUCAACAGCAACGAUCAGACCAUCGCACACCAGACACAGCCGGAUGAUGUUGACCUCAAGUACAGCAUCAGUGGAGUGACAAGGGACAGCACAGGGACAGACAGCGGGUUAUGGGAUACAGUGGAUUCUCAAGAUCUCCUGCUCGCCACCGACACUCCUCUGCCCUUUUCAGAAAACUUCUACCACAACUCUGUACCGUGCUCUCUCCCUCUCUCACCUCCUGACCAGGCCCUCGCCAGGCUGAACCGUCCCAUCUGCUUUGAGCCGACCAAUGAGAGGGACAGUCCGCCCAUGGACACCUGCGACCUCAGCCCCAGUCUAGUGGCCCUGGAGGUGGACAGUGAAGAGGACAGCACCGAGCCAAAGUCUCCGCUGUCCCCGCUCUCGUCAGAUGUUGAGAAGAGCGAAGACAAAAGGGACGCAUUUCGUCCCUCGCCUGACCUUACUUGCACUCGCAGCCAGUCGGCCUCCUCAGCAUGUGAACCCACCACAAAAGAAUUGGGUGACCAGGGGAUUCGACUCCGUUCCUAUUCCUACUCCUCGCCCAAAAUCAGUUUGCGACCUGCUCGAUUCACCCGGGAUAAUCACACCUCAGAUAUCACUCCUGAUGCCGUGCUCCACAGUGUCAGCCACAGCCGAUCUCUCCUUCAGGCCCUCUCUCUGUCUAAAUCUCUGUCUCUGCUCCACCCUGGUAAGCAACGAGCCUCCAGUAUUUCUGAGCAGUCACACGAGAAAAGGGAGAUUAGGUUCCGUAAGCGAGCCCAGUCCGCUGAUGAUGAGGGCAGCAUGGAGCUGGCAGAGUCCCUCCAACAUCUCACACUGUCUGAGUUCCUCAAAGAAAUUGAAGAGGAGGAGCUGGAUAAGUACAAUAUCCCGACCAAGACAGAGUCAGAGAAGUACAAAGUCAUCCGCACCUUUAGUUUCCUGAAGAGCAGGAUGUCCAGCACACGCAACAAGACCAAGGGGAAGGGGAAGGACAGGGAAUCCAAGGAUAGGCAACUGAAUGGACAUCGGUUUGCGACAGGGUCCUGUUUGGGCCCCACCGUGUGUGUGGUAUGUGACAAACCGGCGUCUGGAAAGGACCUGCUGCAUUGCCCCAGUUGCACUGCCAUCGUCCAUAAGGGCUGUAAGGAAUCCGUUCCCCCAUGUUUGAAGAAACUUCAGGAUAAAUAUGCUGUUACCAUGGUGAAGAACAGGACAGCAUCCCUCCCACAGAAUUUCACAGUGAGAGACAGCCCUCCUCAGUGUGUGGCCCCCAUCUCUACCUCUCUACCUGUCAUGACCCCCAAGGAGAAGAAGGAUGCUGUGACCCAGUCCUGCUCUCUCUCCAACAGUGACAGUCGGCUCAGUGAGAGUUCAGAGACAGAGUCUGAUGCCGUGAAGGUGACCAGCCAUUCAGAAGAGCUGCUGCCGACUCCGACGUCCUCCACCUCCACGGACUCAUACUUCGGAGAAGACUGUGUGGACGCGUAUAUCCAAAGUGACAUCUCGGCUGAUGCUGUGGAUUACGAGGCGGAGUCGUGGAGUCUGACGGUGGAGCACAAGUUCUGCAAGAGGCAGGAGAAACGAGCUGUCAAGAGGCAGGAUGUUAUCUAUGAGCUGAUGCAGACAGAGCUCCACCACCUCCAGACGCUACACAUCAUGGCGGAGGUUUUCCGGCGAGGCAUGAGGGAGGAAGUGCAGCUCGAUACGGAGGCGGUGAAGCGGGUCUUCCCCUGUCUGGACCAGCUGCUUCUCUUCCACCACGCCUUCUUCGCCGCCAUGAAGGAGCGGCGACACAGCUCAGCCGAGCCCCAGGGACACAGGAACUACCUCAUCCAGCAAAUAGGAGACGUCCUGCUCCAGCAGUUUUCAGAUGAAAAUGGGGAGAAAAUGAAGCAGGUAUAUGGACAGUUCUGCAGUCGUCACAACGAAGCAGUCAGCUUUUUCAAAGAGCUCCAGCAGCAUAACAAGAGAUUUCAGAACUUCAUUAAGCAACAAGGUAAUAAUUCUCUGGUGCGACGGAGGGAGAUCCCAGAGUGCAUCUUGCUGGUGACCCAGAGGAUAACAAAGUACCCAGUGCUGCUGGAGAGGGUCCUACAAUAUACUCAAGAAGAAACAGAGGAGCACGCCGACCUUUCCAAAGCCCUGGCUCAGAUCCGGGAGGUGAUAGCCGCCGUGGACUUGAGCGUCAGCGAGUACGAGCGGCACCAGAGGUUACAGGAGGUGUGGAACCGCAUGGAGAACCGCAGCUCGGCCAAGCUGAAGAACGGACAUAUGUUCCGCAAGCAGGACAUGAUGGGGCCGGGACAAACGCUCAAACACCAGGGGCUGCUCCUGUGGAAGACUGCCACGGGUCGACUAAAAGAUGUGCUGGCGCUCCUUCUCACAGACACACUCAUCUUCCUGCAAGAAAAAGACCAGAAGUACACGUUCGCCACCGUGGACCAGAAGCCUCCAGUCAUCGCGCUGCAGAAGUUAAUAGUGCGAGAAGUUGCAAACGAAGAGAGAGGGAUGUUUCUGAUCAGCGCGUCAGCCGCCGGGCCAGAAAUGUACGAGGUCCAUACGUCAUCCAAAGAGGAGCGAAACGCUUGGAUGAGGCUGAUUAGAGAGGCUGUAGAGAGCUGUCCGGAGGAAGAGGAGGAGUACACAAGUGAAUCUGAAGAGGAGAAGCGAGCUGCCGAGGCUCGUAUUCAGAAGAUCCAUAAGUUACAAGAGAGUCUGAUGAGCCAGGACCAGCAGAUCUGCUCCAGCCUGGAGGAGAAGCUGCACAUUUACACAGAGCUCUCGGCUCUGAACGGGAGGACGGACCCUCCGGUGGUCGAAGCGCGCCUGCUCGUCCAGCCGCACUCAGAGGAGCUGCCCCAGGCCGCCGUGCUGCUGGCUGCAGCUCUGCAAGAGGCUGAAAACCUUAAAGCCACGCUGUCAUCCAAGGCUCGUUCUCCCUCCAGCCAGAGCCCGGACUCUGACACAGACUCUGUGUUUCCUGUCAGCCCUGCUCCGCUCGCAGAGCUCCCCUCAGAUCCCUCUGAGCCCUCACCUGAAACCCCCGAGGCCAGUGAGGCGAGCUGGACCGAGGCCCUUGUUUUUCAGUCCCCAACUCAGUUACAAAAAACGGACACAGAUGAAGUUGACCUCAAGGUUGCUCAAAGUGUCCAAAGCCUGACCCAGUUACUCUACAGUCUGCAGGCGGCGGUGACCAUCCAGGACAGCUGCUACGAGGUCCAGAGGCUCCUCCUCCGAGAGACAGGGCGCCCCUCUCCCCGCGCCCAGCGACCUCACCUUCCAAGCAUCCGGGGCAACACCCUACAGGAGCAGGAGAAGCAGCGUAACCUGGAGAAGCAGAAGGAGGAGGUGGCGGCGACUCAGCGGCUCCAGUACCGACUGCGCCAGGAGAAGGAGCGCUGGGAGAGGGCGUGCCAGGCCAGGGAGAGCCAGCAGGGGGAGCAGGAGAGCAAGCUGGAGGAGAGGGAGAGGCAGUGCCACCUGGCGGCGGAGAGGCUGAGGCGUGAGAGGGAAGAGCUGGACGAGCAGCUGGAGGAGUACCAGCAGAGCCUGGAGCGGCUCAGGGAGGGCCAGAGGAGCGUGGAGAGGGAGCGGGAGCGCCUGGAGAACCAGGAGAAGCUGCUCCAGACCUGGAGGCACGGCCGGCAGAGGAGCCUGCCCACUGUGAUUCCUCACAUGGUCAUACCUCUAGAUGGGCAGCAGGACCCGGCGCCAAGUCAGUCAAGAGACCACGGCGGCAACGGCUCCAUGUUUGUGAAUGAGGCUGCGUUCGCCAGCACCAGCAUCAACAACCGCCACGUCCACCACAAAAGAAACGACCCCAGCGCACACAACUGUCUCAACAGCCUGCUGGCCAGAUCCAACAGCAGACAGCCCCCCACAGCGAAGACCCCCCAUAAUCCACACUCAGACUCCCAGGGAUGGGUGAUGGGGACAGGGUACCUCUACAGCCCUGCAGGAAGGCUGGCACUGCCGCACACACCCGCUGAUCAUAACAGUCACAGCUACAUCGGGGAGACAUGGUCGUCAACAGCAAGCGGCGCUGAUCCGUAUCCGGAGCUCCCGCGUCCAAAUGACCCUCAGCUGGACCUCAGUGCACUGGUUUCCUUGGAUACUGACAGUGGUGGGGAGGAGGGCAGGGAGGAAACCAUUGUGUACCUCUGAAUAUUGAUAAAUAUCAGACUCUAAAAGGCCAACCCAGCAUUUGGAGGAUCAUCAGAACCACGACUGGAUCGGGGCGGCUUCAGGAAGCAUUCCCUGUAAAGAUUUUUUUUUUUUUUUUUUGUAUAUUUGAAAGAUUGUUUCGUGUUCUUUUUUUGUGUCUUUUUUUGUGCAGUGGUGAGUUACUGGAAACACGGAGAGAGAAACUGAGUUAAAGAAACUGAGGUUGUUUCAGACUCAAUCUCACAUGUGUCAUGCACCUUAGCUUGAGGCACCACUGGGUGUUCAGUGUCUCUUUAUUUUCUGUUUUCUUUUUUUGUGUGUGUGUGUGUGUGUGUGUGUGUGUGUGUGGUCUUUAUUGUCUGCCUGGGCCCCUGCAGCCACACCUUUCCCCCUCUUCCCCUCUCUUCUUCCUACUGUCCCUCCCUCAUCGCCUUCCUUCCUCAGGUCCCACAUAUCUCAUCUCUCGAGCUCUAUAUUUAUUAAAUUUACCACAGAGCGAGACAAAGUGUAUAUCCAAUAUCAGUGAAACAUCAUGCUGCAUCUCUCCAGUGGGUGAUUGUCUUGCUAUGGAGUAAACUGCCCCUUUUUCAUUCAUCAGACAGGCUGUGUUUAUGUACGAGCCGAGCACAACGUGAAGCACAAAACAUUAGGAUUGAAAGAUGAGGUGCGACAGCGUCACUCCCACGUUUUUCCGACCCGCUGCCUGUAGCAUUCAUUUAUUUCUUUUCUAUCUUGGGCACGUUUUUCUUGUUAAGAGAAAUAAGCACCGAUGUGAGUUUAAAAAAGAUGUUGCAGCUGUGCUAAUAUGUCAGUUUUAUCAGAGCGUAGCUAUUCCAUCACGAAAGCCUGAGAAAGCAUCUUCUGAGCGCAUCUGUUCCUGCAAAACGUCAAAGGAAGCUGUGGCGCAGGAAGAUGAACAUAAGAAAAACACAUUGGGCCGAGCUAAUUUAAGCACUAAUGCAAUUGCAACAAUUCACAGUAACACAAAUCUCUGAUGACAUUCCCAGAGGAUAAAUCCUUGUUGCUUUAGUGAUUCCAUGACUUUUUCUCUAGCUCCACCACGAAUUUGACAUUUGCAUUUUUCAAAUGAAAUUUGGUUAAGACGUUCAUCUGCACCUCAGGAUGAAUUAUAACAACUUGUGAUCCCUUAACUUUUCAUCUGGCACCAUGUCAAACUUUUAAUUUGGCCAGUAUUUUGGUUUAUGACUAAACACCUGCAAAACCAACGAUAUUCCCAUUAUUGUCAGCUGUACUUUGUCUUCAGUGCUAGUUAUCAAAUGUUAGCAUGCUAGCCGCUAAACUAAGAUGAUGAACAUCGUAAGCAUGGUAGUAUUGUCAUUGGGAGCAUGUCAGCAUGCUGACAUUAGCAUUUAGCUCAAACUGCAAUUGUGCCUUAGUGCAGCUUCACAGAGCUGCUAGCAUGGCUGUAGGAUCUUAGCCUGUUGUUUUUUUUAAUCCUCUCUCAUUUUUCUGUCACCACUUUAUGAAAAUCCCAUAUUUGCUACAUCUUUACAUGUUGUAAAGGGUGGAAGACAUUAUCCUGAAAUUAUAUUUGCAAGUGCCCAGAACAGUUUGAAGCAGCCAUACCCUCAAAGCUGUUAUGCUUAACACUAACUUGAUUAUUCAUUUAGUAUAUUUACUUAUUAUCUCUCAUGGGCAUUUUUGUGUAAAGACGUCCCUGUGCCAAUGCUUUAGGUGUCUCAAUGUUUUACAGACACUAUAAAAGAUGAAUUGGUUUAAUUACUGUUGUAGUCUCCUAAUGGGGCGAUAAGGCAGUGACAGUAUUUUGACGUGAUUUUAGUGCCGUGUAUAUAUGUUUGUGCUUUUAUUUAUUUAUUACAGUAUAAAAGAGUUUUAAUGUUCUACAGUGCUUUGUGAAGGGUUGUAUUGUAAAUAGAAGUGUACCUGUGUAAACUGAUGAACAGGUGUGUUUUUUGUUGUGUACUCAUGUGUUGUAUAUUCAUACGCAGGUGUAUUGAUAAAAUUACUUUUAUUGAACUUGA
This is a messenger RNA of Seriola aureovittata, 7675 nucleotides long. It is a transcript of the gene arhgef28a, whose product is annotated as Rho guanine nucleotide exchange factor (GEF) 28a. Gene Ontology annotation, molecular function: guanyl-nucleotide exchange factor activity. The transcript is spliced from 36 exons. NCBI's taxonomy places the organism in Eukaryota, Metazoa, Chordata, Actinopteri, Carangiformes, Carangidae. The coding region runs from base 327 to 5672 and encodes 1781 amino acids. The record is from RefSeq and is a predicted model, not a curated record. Gene Ontology annotation, biological process: regulation of Rho protein signal transduction.